AUGACUGCCUCUGCUUUACAAGGGACGUGCUUUCUGGAUAAUUUCACAUGUCUGUUUCAAAUUUCAGUGUCUGCUCUGUUGUUUACAGUUUCCAUUUCAGGCAUCCUUGGAGCACCUUUGCUUACAGAAGAGUCAUCAAAUCAGUUUAUAUGACUUAAAAGACAUAAACCAUAUUCUCAGACCUACUGGGAUUCAAGCAGCAGCCAAAAUUCAUGGGUACACACUGCAGCCAAAACUGUUAGUGAAUCACAGACCACUCAGAGAGACACAGCACAAUACUACAUGGACUUGGGUUCUUUUGCCUUUGAGCCUUCAGUAAUUUAUCCCAUCUUUUCUAACAACAGCAUCAGAUCUUAUAUGGACAUGCUACAGCAAUCUGGGACUCAACUCCAGCAACAGACAAGGAUGAGCUAA
This is a messenger RNA of Calypte anna (Anna's hummingbird), 414 nucleotides long. It is a transcript of the gene C1H3orf85, whose product is annotated as chromosome 1 C3orf85 homolog. The transcript is spliced from 4 exons. Lineage: Eukaryota; Metazoa; Chordata; Aves; Apodiformes; Trochilidae. The record is from RefSeq and is a predicted model, not a curated record.